Messenger RNA from Hemibagrus wyckioides, 954 nucleotides. RefSeq names its product C-type lectin domain family 4 member E-like. Bases 1 to 459 code for a protein of 152 amino acids. Gene Ontology annotation, molecular function: carbohydrate binding. Gene Ontology annotation, cellular component: external side of plasma membrane. The transcript is spliced from 4 exons. Lineage: Eukaryota; Metazoa; Chordata; Actinopteri; Siluriformes; Bagridae. Gene Ontology annotation, biological process: biological process involved in interspecies interaction between organisms. The record is from RefSeq and is a predicted model, not a curated record.
AUGACCAAAGAAAGAGACCGGUUACAGAGCAGGUAUGGCAGCUUGAGUGCUGAGAGAGAUAAACUGCAGAAGAUGUUGAAUUACGGCUUCCAGCAGUGUCUGAGAUAUUUCGUCAGAAACAGCAUGAGCUGGAAUAAGGCUAGACAGGAAUGCAGAUCGAAAGGAGCCGACCUUGUGAUCAUCAACAGCCGAGAAGAACAGGAGUACCUCAGUCAGAUGGUUACCGGUGAGGCUUGGAUUGGUCUGAGUGACAGCGCUGAAGAAGGGAAGUGGAUGUGGGUGGACAAUACAAACAUGACCACAGGGUUCUGGUGGCAAGGAGAACCUAAUGACUACGAGCAAAAGGAGGACUGCGCUUUAAUCGGCAGCAAAUUUGCCAAAGAUAAAAUUACAACAUGGGCCGAUUAUCCCUGUGAAAUGGAAUUGCGUGCUAUUUGUGAAAUGAAGGCAAAUGAUUAGAGCAGAAAUUUCCUCUAACUCAAACAAUAUCUGUAUUUUGUUCAUCUGUUUGUUAUCCAGGGUCAAAGCCAUGGUUUUAAGAUAAAUUCAGCUAGUUUUGUAAACAUGUUGCAGGGCAGUGAUGAUUUAUUUAAAGGAAAUAAUCUAAAAUCAAUAAAAUUAAAUUCUGCAAACCUAAUGAAAGGAAAGAAGAAGAAAAGGGGGAUAAUGGCCAUAACAUGAAAUGAUAAAAUGGUGAACUGAUAAAGCCAGUCUCCCUUUUCACAUGUUAGGCUCGCUUCAGGCCUUUUUGUACAAGACCUAUGUAAAUAUACCAGAUGUAGUUGAGAUGGACAAUUCUCUAAGACCUGGCAACCAAGCAGAAAUUUCCUUUAACACAAGAAUAUCUGUAUUUUGUUCAUCUGUUUCUUUUCCAGGGUCAAAUCCAUGAGUUUAAGCUAAAUUCAGCUAGUGUUGUAAAAAUGUUGCAGGGCAGAGAUGAUAUAAUUAUAUUCU